AUGUCGAAAUAUAUUUCAGAAUUGGAAGGCAACUUAUUAAAUGCAUCAUACCUUUUCUGCAAUCCAGAAAACGUAUUAGCACUUGUACAUCGUAGUAAUAUGUACCUCAAUCAAGACAACAUAACUGCACUUUCAAUACGUGGAAUUGCAUUGGCUGAUUUUAUCAAAGCUCAAUGGAUCGGUCCAGACGAUGCACCUUCACUUGAGAAUCGAGGUCGAUCGUAUCAAUUGCUUGAUAAUUAUUAUGAUGCGUUGAUCUUAACAGAGUAUAACGCAUUUGCACUUGUAAAUCGAGGUGAAGUGUAUCGACGGCUUGCUCGUGAUAUUGUGCAUAAACAUCUUAAGAAUUAUGAUCAGGCUCUAGCAGAUCUUAAUAUGGUUUUGAAUUUUGAUCAAGAAAGCUCUUUCAGUUCGUGGAUCUUGAAAAUUAAUCAACCAAACAACAACAACAUAUGCUCAUUAUUCGAGAAGUUAAAUACUGGAAUUGUAUUGCGUAAUGAUAAGUUAAAUAAAAUGCUUUCAGAGACGUUGGAUAAGGCAAAUUCAAAGACUCACGGUAGUUGCUCUUCGAGGUUUUAUACUUGGAAAGCAUUAAACGAAAUUGAGGAACUCGAUCAAAAUUACGUAUAUGCAUCGGCGAUGCGAGCGAGACGAGUUAUGUGA
This is a messenger RNA of Funneliformis mosseae, 663 nucleotides long. NCBI's taxonomy places the organism in Eukaryota, Fungi, Glomeromycota, Glomeromycetes, Glomerales, Glomeraceae. The record is from the annotation of a GenBank genome assembly.